Rhinocladiella mackenziei CBS 650.93 is the source of this 1074-nucleotide messenger RNA. RefSeq names its product guanine nucleotide-binding protein alpha-3 subunit. The transcript is spliced from 6 exons. Bases 1 to 1074 code for a protein of 357 amino acids. The record is from RefSeq and is a predicted model, not a curated record. NCBI's taxonomy places the organism in Eukaryota, Fungi, Ascomycota, Eurotiomycetes, Chaetothyriales, Herpotrichiellaceae. Gene Ontology annotation, cellular component: heterotrimeric G-protein complex. Gene Ontology annotation, molecular function: GTP binding; GTPase activity; G protein-coupled receptor binding. Gene Ontology annotation, biological process: adenylate cyclase-activating G protein-coupled receptor signaling pathway.
AUGGGUGCAUGUGGAAGUAAAGUGGCGUCGACCGAGGACACAGAGCAGAAAAAGAGAAGUCAAGCCAUAGACAAGACACUUGAGGAGGAUUCACGCAGAUUACGGCGAGAAUGCAAAAUCUUACUGCUCGGGUCUGGGGAGAGUGGAAAGUCGACGAUCGUGAAGCAGAUGAAAAUCAUCCAUCAAAAUGGCUACACGCAAGAAGAGAGGGCGCUGUACCGGCUGACCAUCUACAAGAACCUCAUUGACUGCAUGAAGGCGCUCAUCGGCGCCAUGCAGCAAUUUGAAAUCGAGCCAGACGAUCAAACCGUUAAAGACUACGUGGAAUACAUCAUGGAAUACAAUGUGGGCCCGGAUCCCGACACCCCGUUGGAUCUGAAAGUCGCCGACGCUGUGGAAGCCAUCUGGAAGGAUCCUGCGGCGUCCAAAACAAUGGACCGGCAAAGCGAAUUCUACUUGAUGGACUCGGCUCCCUAUUUUUUCGAAGAAGUCAGGCGAUUGGCUGCCCCUGAUUAUAUACCCAACGAGGCCGACGUUCUACGGGCACGAACGAAAACGACAGGUAUCUACGAAACGAGGUUUACAAUGGGUCAAUUGAGCAUCCACAUGUUCGAUGUGGGUGGUCAAAGAAGUGAACGCAAGAAAUGGAUCCACUGCUUCGAGAAUGUCACAUCCAUCAUUUUCUGUGUGGCAUUAAGUGAAUAUGAUCAAGUUCUUCUAGAAGAGGCGAACCAGAAUCGGAUGAUGGAAAGUCUCGUCCUCUUCGACUCGGUGGUCAAUUCGAGAUGGUUCAUGAGGACGAGUAUCAUUCUCUUCCUCAACAAGGUCGACUUAUUUAAAGAGAAGCUCGGCCGAUCGCCUCUCGGGAAUUACUUCCCCGAUUACUCGGGCGGCAACGAUGUCAACCGGGCCGCGAAAUAUCUGCUCUGGCGGUUCAACCAAGUGAAUCGUGCCCAACUCAACCUCUACCCUCACCUCACGCAAGCCACAGACACGACGAAUAUUCGCCUGGUUUUCGCUGCGGUCAAAGAAACCAUCCUCCAGAAUGCCCUCAAGGAUUCGGGGAUAUUAUGA